Molecule: messenger RNA, 522 nt
Organism: Cyclospora cayetanensis
Lineage: Eukaryota; Apicomplexa; Conoidasida; Eucoccidiorida; Eimeriidae
Product: H/ACA ribonucleoprotein complex subunit NHP2
Exons: 1
Coding region: 1-522 (173 amino acids)
Biological process (GO): snRNA pseudouridine synthesis; rRNA pseudouridine synthesis
Cellular component (GO): box H/ACA snoRNP complex
Molecular function (GO): box H/ACA snoRNA binding
Source: RefSeq, a predicted model, not a curated record
AUGUCGGAGGCUCAGCCCGCCGCCCCUGUGCCCUUUGUUUCACCAGUAGCAGAACCUUUGCUGGACGGGAAGGCGCUUCGUCGUUCCCUGAAGUUGAUACAAGCAGUGUCUGUGGUGGAGAGGGGAUGCCGCUCCAAAAGCAAGGAGGGAUCUCGUCCUCGCAAGGCCGUUCGCCUCCUUCGCCGAGGCGUCCACGAAGUGACCAAGAGCCUUAAAAAGGGGGAGACUGGCAUCGUCUUCUUUGCUUCCGACGUGUAUCCUAUCGAGAUCCUCGCCCACAUUCCCAUUCUUUGCGAGGAGAAGGGCGUGCCGUAUGCAUAUAUUUGCCCCAAGAAGGCUCUAGGCCACGCCUUCCGCUCAAAGAGGCCAGCCAGCGUCAUUAUGUUGGCUCCGCCACCCUCCACAAGCAAGAAGGGGCUGGUGAACGAAGAGGGAGAGUCUAGGGAUGAGGAAAUCGAGGAUCUUCAAGGAGCGUUCGAGAAGGUCGAGAGGACCAUCCGGAAGAACCACCCUUAUCUCUAA